UAUAAAUGCUUAAUAACAUAUCUUUAUAAACACAUAAACUUUCAGUAUAUGGUUUUAUGGCCAUCAGGCUUUAUUAUGAUAUAUGCUGUGAAUAAGCAUGAAUAUCUGAAAAGGACUUUAGGUAACUAGGACUAGGCAAACCAAUCUUUUGACAUCAACUUGACAAGGAAUGUGACAACACAAGUGAGUCAAGUCAGUACAGUAAUCAAUAAACACAGAUCACACUGUAGCAAAAUGACAUAAUCACUCUUUUAAAUUUCACUAUAAUAGUCUGUUUUGCUACAAUGUGACAUAAAUUAUAAAUUAGGGCAUUUAAUGUUCUUCUUUAUUAAUUUAAGGAUGAAUGAGUGUAUUAAUUAAGCAUGUAUAACAUAUUAAAGUUAAAAUAGCUCACUAGUUUGCAAGUAUUGCACGAAAAUCACCCUUUUUAUUAAUUUUGUUAUAACUGCAUAUUAAUGAUUUAUAAUGCAUUUGUAAAUAAAUUAUUAGUCAUUAAUAACCCCGUUUAUAAACCUUUAACUAAGAUAACAUUAAUGUUAGGUGUUACUGCAAUUUUUGCAAGUGUAACUUAAUUUUAAAGAGGUUGCAGACUUCCAAAUGAUCUAUUAGUGUCUGUUGGUGGGGGCAAAGCUGUGUGUGUGUGUGUGUGUGUGUGUGUGUGUGUGUGUGUGUGUGUGUGGAGAUAGAGAGAAGACAGGAGAUGUUGUGAAUGACAAGGACAGGAUGUUCCAACAUUGGGGUUGCAGUCCUGCAGAAAUGUGCUUAAAGAUCCAUUCACAGGCAAAUGUAGAAACCCCCUAUUCCAAACGUUCAUGCACAUGCACACUUGCACCCAUUUCCCCCCACCAUUUCUUGGGUUCAGAUUCUGAGCCUGUUAAUAUAUUGGAGCAAGUGCUUUCCAUGAAACUCAAGGGACCAUCCAUAAAGGGACUGUAUGGAGUGGCACCUGUUUGCCAUGCCAGGUGCAAACUUUCUUGACUGAAGCAAUCAUUUUGUGUCAUGUUGUCCCAGCUUGAGCUGUCCGUUGAUUUUGUUUGUUGAGAUGUGGGUUAAAUCUCAAAGAGUUAAAUACUAAUGGAAUAUUUAGAUGACAUUUAACAUUUAUUGAGCUCAGCAGUCUGCUGUUUUGCUUUACGUUUGAACUUUUGUCAUGGCACUGACACUCUAUGACACAUGUUCACACUCCUCAUUGUUUUAAGGGUACAUUACUUCAAAAUGAAUUACAGUAUGUCACAUUUAAUGUUCUUGUUACAGUCUAAGUACAUAUAUAAGUAGGCUACUACUGAUUAAUGUAAAUAAACAUAAUUGCUUACUUAAUAUGUAAUUAUAUUGUGCAAUUUGUAAAUACAAGUAUGUUAUAAUGGUAUGACAUUACUACAUUGUGUGACCAAAAACAAUGCAGGAGAUUAUAUUAUUAUUCAUGCGUCUCUCAUGUGAUUCUCGUGGGCGUGCAAGUAAAUAACAGGAUUUCCUUGCACAGAUGCUCCCCGACGUGACCGUGAAUCACUGGAUCAUGCCCCCAGCCCACCCCCAACCGCAACUAUCUUCAGACAUGAACAAACUUUCCCCACGAAUACGUUUUGUCACACGUAUAAAAAUAUGACUCGCGUGAGCAGAAUCCAGCAGCGGCACUGUGGAUGUUUCAUGCGCGUCACUUUUAUGGAAGUCCCUGAAGAGGAGCAGACAGGCUGAGAGAGCUUCACAGACAGACAGAGAGAGAUCUAGAGAAAAAGAUAGGGAGGGAUUGAGUGAAUGGAGAUGUGAAGAACAUGAAUGACUGGAGCUGAGAGGUGUGUUUGAGGCGUUGGUGCGUGGCAGCAUGCAAUCUCCCUGAGUGUGAUAGUUCCACCUGGAGGUCACAGGAUGCCGGUGCAGGCAGCACAAUGGACUGAGUUUUUAUCUUGCCCCAUCUGCUACAAUGAGUUUGAUGCCAGCAGCCACAAGCCCAUUAGCCUGGGUUGCUCACACACCGUCUGCAAGACCUGCCUGCACAAACUGCAUCGCAAGGCCUGUCCCUUUGACCAGACGGCCAUUAGCACUGACAUUGACGUGCUGCCUGUCAACUGUGCCCUCCUGCAGCUGGUGGGGGCGCCGGUGAGUGAGGUUCCAGAGGGUGAGAUUGUAAAUGUGGGCAGUGUUGAAGACACCAGACAUUAUGAGGUGUGCCGAAUGUGUGUGGAGGAGCUGGCACUCUAUCUUAAACCCAUCAACGGAGGAAAAGGUAUAGUUACCUUCAGUCAGAGCACACUAAGCAGACCCAUGCAGAGGAAGCUGGUUACCCUUGUGAACUGUCAGCUGGUUGAGGAGGAGGGGCGUAUGCGGGCGGUCCGGACGUGCAGAUCUCUGGGUGAACGCACCAUCUCUGAACUCAUCCUACAGCACCAGAACCCACAGCAGCUCUCGGCCAACCUGUGGGCUGCUGUGCGGGCACGCGGCUGUCAGUUUCUCGGACCUGCCAUGCAGGAAGACGCUCUGAAACUGGUGCUGCUGGCCCUUGAAGACGGCUCGGCUCUGUCACGGAAGGUUCUGGUGCUGUUUGUGGUGCAGAAACUGGAGGCGCGGUUCCCUCAGGCGUCUAAGACCAGCAUUGGUCAUGUAGUUCAGCUGCUGUAUCGCGCCUCCUGCUUUAAGGUGACCAAACGAGAUGAAGACUCCUCUCUCAUGCAGCUGAAGGAAGAGUUUCGCACUUACGACGCUCUACGGCGCGAGCAUGAUGCUCAGAUCGUUCACAUCGCCAUGGAAGCAGGACUACGUAUCUCGCCCGAGCAGUGGUCCUCUCUGCUGUAUGGAGACCUUAUGCACAAAUCUCACAUGCAGUCAAUCAUAGACAAGCUCCAGUCACACGAGUCCUUUGCUAAAAGCGUGCAGGAGCUCACCAUUAUCCUGCAGAGAACAGGAGACCCAGCCAACCUCAAUAGCCUCAGAGCUCCUCUAGAACGACUGGCCAACAUCGAUCACAAUCCUGAUGCGGCUGCUCCAUCCUGGGCAGAACUGGAGAGCGUGUUAUUGGCUGUGAAGGUUGUUGUCCACGGGCUAGUGGAAUUCAUCCAAAACUUCAGCAAAAAGAGCCAUGAAAGCCCUCAGGCUCAAUCCAACAGCAAGUACAAGACCAGUAUGUGCAGGGACUUACGGCAGCAGGGUGGCUGCCCCAGAGGAGCCAGUUGCACUUUUGCCCACACACAGGACGAGCUGGAAAAGUACAGAAUGAGGAAUAGGAAAACUAGCGGGGUGGUGAGGCCCUUCCUGUCAGUUCCAGCAGUUAUGCCCAAAGCAGGCACCAAAGGAGUCGUCUCUGGGUCAGAGGUGGGUAUUGAAGUGCUAAAGAACUACGAGAAGGAAACCCCAACCUCAGAGGACUCAUCUCCAACUCAGCUGAUCCCUAGAGGUGGAGACCACCAGGAUGAAAAAUUACUCCCCAACUGUGCCAAUGGACUGCCUGCUACCAGCCUGGAAAAAAAUCCAAUCAGUCACUUGGCUUCGAUAGCAUCUAGAGAGGAAUGCUGUGGUCCUCCCAAACAUGGGUCUGUCCACAUGAGAGCUCAUAAUGAGAUUUACUACUCUCAUGACCAGAGAUCCCAUUAUGACCUGCCACCCUACCACCAACCUUCCACUCCUCCUUACAAAUCAUGCAACGCUCGCUUCCUUCCUUCCAGCAAUGUGCCCGAGUCCAUGUUACCCCCUUCACUGGGCCCCAUGUAUCCAGAUAAGCACCCAUCUGUCCCGCCUCCAGACAGAUUAGACCCCGCCCAUUAUGGACCACCCUCAACGUUCACCACCAUAUCUCAUAGUCAUGCACACUCCGUGUACACCCCCGUCUACGACAGCAGACGCAUGUGGAGGCCGCCGCUGUACCCCAGGGAGGGUGGGCGGAGUAACUCUCUCCCUCCAGAGGUUUUCCAUUCAUCUGUGUAUCAGCCACCAAUUAGAGAGCGAUACAACUCGCUUGACAGCCCUUACUGUAGCGCGGCUGAGCAGAGAGCAGCAAUGCACAGGGACUCCUACACCCGUGUUCAUCUUGGCUAUGAGGAUCUCUAUCACCACAAACAGGAACAGUGGGCACAUCACCAUGGCAACGUGAACAGACCCUCCCAAUCGUCUCCUGUCUUCACUAUGGAUUUGAGUCCAGAGCAUCCUAAGGGUGUAGGUGGUGGGUGUAUGACUUGUAAGUGUCAUGGUGGGGAAGAGAAUCUUGCCCACUACUCGCCCUGGUCGUGCGGCAUUAUCAGCCCUUUUGAGUCAGAGCCCUACCAUUUGUCAACCCACUCUUGUUCCAAGCAGUCAGAUGGGGAGAGUGCUGGCAAACAGUGGCUUCAUAUGUUCGAGCCCUACAGGCGACCGAAAGAUGAAGAUCCCAUCAUUCCUUUUGGAGAGGGCCCCAUCAUCUCCAAAUGGGGAGCGAUCUCUCGGGCCUCUCGCACCAGCUACCACACCACUGACCCGGUCCAGGCCACUGCAUCGCAGGGGAGUGUCAGUACCACAUCAAUCAACUUCAGAGACUAUGGCUCACAUAUUGUUCACAGUGAUCUCAGAUGGGGCCCGCGAGGUUCUGAUUCCUCUAGUCACUCCAGCUUUCUAGAGAGUGAUCAUCUGGCAGUGCCAGGGCUUCAUGUGCAGCAUGAUUCCUUCAGCAGUGGGUCAAAGCAGAGCACAGAACUGCUGGGGAAAGAAGGGACAGAGAGUGAGCCUGACAGAGACAUUGAGCUGGAGCUGUCUGCUUUGGACAUGGAGGACACAGAGACAAAGGACUGCAAGCCUGAGGACUCUUUUGAAACACAAAGCCACUCACAGAGCAGUCACCUCACUAUGGUCUUCAGUGAGCCAAUGGCCAGUUCCCAGUUGGACAAUCAUCUGCCUCACAGAAUGGACACCCACCUUAUAAAGAAGAUGGCAUUCAGAAAGACCCUCUCUCCUGGAGGCCUCAGUAUUGGGAAGAUUCCAAUUAGGACAUGCUCGCCCAGGCCUGGAGAACCCCCACGACCCAGCCCAGGACCUAAGAUGCUGCUAAAGGGGAAUUGAGGUGGGCUGGACACAACAGCCCCUCUUGUUAUAAUUCCAUGGGGUCAUGCCAAGAAUCCACCAUACUCCUUAGGUAGAAGGUAGAGUUGCCCUUAUAGGGGUCAAUUGAGGCAGCAAGACGCAGCCGAAAGCCUUCUUUAUUCAUGUGUUCUCUUCAUAAGAGCUAGCUAUGCCCUGUAAUUGUAAUCACUUGUCAUCUAUUCAAAGUUGUUUUGUUGUUUUAAUCACCACUUGUGGAUGAAUGAAUCUCAAAGAGUCUCAACUCCACCUCAGGUACCUCUUAAUGUCAGCAAAUCAGAACUCUCUCCAAGGCAGUUACCAUUAUUUUUCCCAUUCAUUUUCUCCAUAGAAAUUUCCUCAUUAAAGGGUUAUCAUGAACCAAACCAACCAGAUCAAAAGACGAAAAUACAAGACUGUGUAAUUAAUGUCUUGAAUGAGGAAAUUAACUACAAACCCAUGAAGCAUUGCGAAUGACAAUUACAAACGAUUACAAAUAUAUAAAACUAUUGAUAUAAAGUCGCUGAUUAUAAGAAUAGAAACAAUAUAUUUUAAGUUUAUUACAAAAUAUUCAGAUACAUACAAAUAUAUAAGUAGUUUGGGAAUGUAGGGAAACUCAAUUGCGUCAUUCACAGUGUAUCAUGGGAGUGGGCGGUCGCUUCAGAGCUCUUUUGCUGCUAUUUUUUUCUGCAAUUCUCUGAUUGGUGGAUCUCUCUUUAGGAUUGUGGGUAGUGUAGUUCUUAACCAGGAAUUUCACUAUUAAACACGUUUUUAUUUAAUGAAGUUUAAAAAUGCAGACUGAUGGUUUCAACAGAAGCAUUUGCCACAAGUUAACAACCUUUAUUUUCUCUAUGGAGAAAAUGAAUGCUGUUUUUACUUCGCAGCUGUUGUGCUCUAUUACCCAUGUUCUGUAACUUUGUACAAAAUGUGACGGUUCUCGCUAGCAUUUAGCACACUGAAUACAUUAUAAUCUACUGUAUAUGACUAUAUUACAGUCUCUUCCGAUUAGUAAUUAUAUAUAUAUAUAUAUAUAUAUAUAUAUAUAUAUAUAUAUAUAUAUAUAUAUAUACAAUGUUUACAAUAUAGAGUCAAAUAUUUAUCAAGGAUAACCAAGGUGCUUGGAAUUUAAAGUACUCACAUUAUCAUUAUUAUUGCAGUGUUAGCCACUGAAAUGUGCACGAAUUGUUUGGUGAGAAUCAUUGUUUAAAACACAGGUGCCCAAACUUUUCCUACGAUGGGCCAAAAAUCAAACUUGAUUGAGGGCCGUGGGCCAAAAGUAAACAUUGCAUUAUAACAAACUAUAACUGCAUUAUAAUGUUUUUCUAGCUUUAUGUCUCCGUCAUCCUUUUAUGUCAAAUACUUUUAACAAUUACAUUUUAAAAUCUCAUGUUUCAAUAAUUACAAAAUUGCAUGAUCUCUACAUUGCAUAAUGUGCAUUGUUACUGAAACAAUUUCUUCUCAUUCACAUAUUUGAAAAUAUUUUGGUUUUUAAAUUAACAUAGCCUGCCAAAUUAAUGCACCGACACAGAGUAGAUGACAGCAUUUCUACAGGUUUGGAAUGAGGAGCUUAUAAAAAAAAAAAGCCAAUUUAAUAAAACAAUGCAAAAAAUAAACAUUUAACAAUGAACAUCAGAGAUAUUAUUCAUACACCAAAAGUGGUUAAUGUUCGGUAAAAUUAUAAUUGUAUCAUUAAUGUUUUAUUUAACAUGAAAGCUAUUUAACACAUCCAGAUAUUAUUUUGUUAAUAUUAUUAUUAACUACAUUGUAGCAUUUGGUAUUUUUAGUGCACGGCACCAAACUGAUGCAGAGCGUGAGAAGCGAGUGCCUGUCUGUGCGCGUUUAUGGCACGAGCACCCGCCACUGAAUCGGCAACUGCACAACAGACGGCACGAAACAAAUAAUGUUCAGCGAAAAUUCACAUGAAGAAUGCGAUGGAUAUAUUAAUUUAGAACUAUAUCAGAUUAUAGGGGAAUUUUUUUUUUUGCCCAGAGAUCCCGUUAAUUUCCGACCCUGGUUGGAACUAGAGAUGGAAAUGAGAGAUGUAACAAGUGUUUAAGUGUUUUUCUUCACCAUAGGCUUGUACAUUACACAAAGCAUUUUUGCAACAAGAUAUGAAAGGCGUUCACCAUCGCGUGCUUGCAAUGUUAACAGCUUUGGUGAUUAUGAACAGAAACAAUAUAAUUUUAUUGCAUCGCUCGCUUAUGGAGACGUUAUAUAACGUCAUUCGCAUGUGGAAUUAACAGGUUUAGGAAGGUUUAUACAUCUGAAGUUCAGUUCAAUAACUAUGCAAAAAAAAAAUCGAACGCUCACACUAAAUUUACUAAAGUGCUCAAACACGCUGCUUACAGCUGCAUGAGAGAGAGAGGGAGAGGAAUUAUAGGAAUUAUAUUAUUAUUAUAUUAUAAUAAUAUAUAUUAUUAUAUUAUAUUUUUAUAUAUUAUUAUAUAUUAAUCUGGAAUUAUAGUUUGAUACAAAAACAAGUUUAUUGAUUUGAUUUUGAGUCUGUAUCUGUUGGUUUACUAAUUUACAGCUGCACUGUAAAGUGAACAAAAGUAUGCAGGAAUUUUCCACAUUAUGAACAUGGAACUUGCGGGAAUCAUUAAAAUUGCCCACAGUUCCGCACCAAAUUUUAGGCUCUGCAAACUGUUUAAUAUUAAAAUAUGAAAGUUUCCCAAGUUCCCUUCCUUUAUUUCAUUAUACAAAAAAGCAUUACCCUGAAUUCUGCUAAAUUAAUGCAAUGAAAAGCUGCGUCAAUAGCAUUUUUGUAUUAUUUGUUUACCACUCUUGUCAUAUAGGGCAAGGCGGGCCAAAUCAAAGGUCAUCAUGGGCCAACUUUGGCCUGCGGGCCCCAGUUUGGGCAUCUCUGGUUUAAAACAACCAUUAAUUUAUCAUUGUUUAAAUGUAUGGGUUGUGGUAUUGUCUGCUAUCUCAAAGAGACAUUUCACAGGCAAUCAGUAUUUUGUACAAAUUCUUAAAGUAAUAGAUAGUGGAAUAGUAUCACCCCAAAAUUAAAUUCUGUUAAUAUUUACUUACCCUCAUGUUGUUCCAAACCCGUAUGACUUAAUGGGGAUCUGUUAAGCUCAAAAAAUGACAAAAAUAAAAAGUAACAUUGGAGAUAAGUAGUUCAUAUGACCUAAAUUCUAUGUCUUCUGAAGCUAUAUAAUAACUUGGCGUGAGGAACAGGCCAAAAUUUAAGUUGGUUUUCCCUGCAAAUAUUCUCCACUGUAGCUUUAAAAUUUCACUUGUGUUUACAUACAUUCAUAUAUGGCGCACCAAGACAAGUCACAGCAGGUUUGAAUAACGAUAUAAAUAACAAUUAUAAUUUUGCUUUGCGUGACAGUUCCCCAUUUCUGAGUUCUCAGUUUUUUGUUUACAACAGUCAAAAGGUGAUGUCCGUUUUCAUUGCCUCUGUUUUGUCCUUUGGAGUUUCAGUUUGACGGAGGAAAACCGGCAAUUAGACCAACAAUUUCAUCUUUCAAAAUUCCCCUAUUUUAUGACAAAACAUUGCUUACUUCCAUGAAGUUGUUCUCAAAAUAUUUUGUACAUGUUUUUAAUUUUUUGGUCAACAUUUUGAAAGAGCAAUCAACCCUAUCUACCAACCAUCAAGUGUUUUUCAAUAUUCAGAACUUCCUGUUUGGUUAACAAACAAAUUUAAAAAAAGAUAUUGGUUGUUUGUUUACAGUAAAAGUAUUUUUGUGUGCUGACACAACUUUUCUCACACAAGUGGGGAAUUUUAAGGGUGAUUAUAACUCUGUGUAACAUUGUAAAGGAAAAACUGUCCUAUUUAAAAUGUGAUUUAUUUGUUUAUCUCUAAUUAAUUUGUCAGGGGAUUAUAAUGUUUUUCUGCUUCUAUCUUUUAUUUGAUCAAACCAGUCAUUUGACAAAGCCAACACUGUGUCUUUGUACAGACUGUUUAGGGUUUUUCCAAAAUUCAUAAACAAAGACUAAAGUUUGCGACUGUAACUCCUAGAGCUUUCAAGCUACAUCCACCAAACUUGGUACAGUCCUUCAGACUGUUCUGACUUAGUGUGCUUUGUCUUUUCGAACUGAUCAGACUUUCAGUUUUCUUGCAUCUGACCUUCAAAUUUAGAUCUGUAUCUGACUGAAAAUACCAUACUUAUUUUGACGAAUCUGUCUGUCUACCUAUCUGACUUUUUGUUUCCUGUUGGACCUAUAAAAACUUUAAAAUUCAACUUUCAGACACAACUUUGUCAAACCAGCAUCAAAGUCUUUAUUUGUCUUUAUUUCUGUAUGAAUGUGCACAUGUAUGUCUUUGUUCAGCUUGUACAAAAUAUGUAUAUGAAUACAUUAUCACUUAAGACUGUUAAUCCUGGUUUUACUUUUGUGGUAUUAGUGUUUUCUGUUUUGUUUUUCUUCACGUUUAUAUGCCCUGUGUCUUUAAGACAUGAGAAAUGUGGAUUGAAGUCUCGUUCAAUUUAAUUUUACCUCAUUCAAAGGUUAAGAGUUGCACCUCUGCAGCCCUCCAGGAAAGAGAUAUGAACUUAAGCUAACAGUGAGUGCAGGGGUAACAUCUUGCUGAUUUAGUGUAUGUACAGAAACAAAGUAUUUUGUCUUACUUUUUUGUUUAUAGAGAAGUAUUUGUCUUUCUUUUUCUUUUUUCUUUAUCUCAUCAGAUGUGAGUGAUUUAAAAAAUGUAUCUGGGUUGGUAGUUUUACACUUGUUUCCAUUUCAGUUUUCUUGCUGUCAAGCUGUCAAAUUGCAUUUAAAAUGUUUAUUUUUCCUUUUUUAUCACUCAAUGCAACUUAAAGAAGCCUUAUUAGUGCAUGUUUUUAUUCGUUUUAUCAGCCUGGCUCUGUAUAAUGCAUGCUUCCUUUGGUAAAGGGUUUCUUUGGCAAAGGAAGUAUGAUUGUGUAGUUGUGUCACACAACACCCCAGUGCUGUGAGUGUACUGCACUUGUCCACUUUGUGGUUGUAUCUUGUAUCAUGCUCACUUCCUGCCUAUAGCACUUAUUGUCUGUUUUCGUGGAUUAAUUUCAGGAUAAUGAAUGUAAUUAUUUUAUUUCCAUAGUUAUUUCCCCCCUUGGAAAUGUUAAUUUUGUUUGCAUUUGAAUUUUAAAAAUGUGCUUAUCUGGUGCAGGAUUUAUUUUGGUUGGUUGUGAUAAGAUGCUUGUUUUGUCCUGUGUGCAACUGGAAAAAAACGAACUGAUGUGUUGAAUAUUUUUAUGUCUGUAUUAGACAUUUUCUUUGCAAAUCUAUUGUUCGAUUCAAUUGUAAAUGAAUACAAGAUGGACAUCCGUCAUUUUAUAAAGCCAGAGCCAUCAUUAGAUGGACAUACUGCACAUUUUUAGGAUAUACUGUAUAGUCAGCUAUAUUGAAAUAUAUUAGGCUAUUUAUGGUCACUGACAGAGAAUCUAAAAGUUAGGAAUAUCUUUUGAUGAAAUAAUAAUAGAUAUUUAUAUUCCAAUUGUUUAUUUAAAAAUAAAUACCACUGGGCUGAGAUUUCCAUUUUGCUUGUGGCAAUGCAAGACAUAUUAUAUAGAAAUGUAGCCAAUGCACAAUCAAUUCUAACUGUUUUUGUUUGUUAAUGCUCUUGUAUCUUGGCUAAGCUUUGCCUGAUAUGUAGGGCAAGCUGGUGAAAUGAAAUUAAAGGUAAUGACAUGUAACUGCAUGCCAAGAUAAUAAACACAGUUACAUCA
Messenger RNA from Myxocyprinus asiaticus (Chinese sucker), 10670 nucleotides. Its product is annotated as roquin-2-like. Lineage: Eukaryota; Metazoa; Chordata; Actinopteri; Cypriniformes; Catostomidae. The transcript is spliced from 20 exons. Bases 1864 to 5016 code for a protein of 1050 amino acids. The record is from RefSeq and is a predicted model, not a curated record. Gene Ontology annotation, molecular function: metal ion binding.